CCCGAUCAUGCAACUCGCACAAUAAACUGCUCAUUAGGGUUUUGCUUUGUGCUCUGUGCUCUGUCUCAGCUUCUCAUUUCCCCCCUUUCCUCUUUCUCCUCGUCGUCUUCUCCUCCUUAUUCAUUUCGUUGUAUCUCUAGCCGGAGAUAAGCGGCGGCGAUGGCGGACAAGGCGUCGGAGGAGGUGAUGCUUCUACAUGGUGACCUUGAUUUGAAAAUUGUUAAGGCGAGGAGGUUGCCGAACAUGGAUAUGUUCUCUGAGAACCUCCGUCGCUGCUUCACCGCUUGCGACGCUUGCUCUACGCCUUCUGCGAAUGCCGGCGACGGAGACGGAGGAGGAGUUAAGGAUAGAGAAAUACAUACCCACCGGAAGAUCAUCACCAGCGAUCCGUACGUCACUGUCGUGGUGCCGCAGGCGACUCUCGCUCGCACUCGCGUCGUGAAGAACUCUCAAGAUCCUCACUGGGACGAGCAUUUCGUCGUCUGCUUGGCUCAUCCGUUGGCUUACCUCGAGUUCCAGGUCAAGGACGACGACACAUUCGGCGCGCAGGUCAUCGGCUCCGCUAAGAUCCCGGUGAAGGAGAUCGCCUCUGGCGACCUCAUCUCCGGUUGGUUCCCCCUCCUCGGCGCUUCGGGGAAGCCGCCGAAGAAAGAGACCGCAAUUUAUAUCGAGAUGCAGUUUACGCCGUUCGAUCGGCACCCAAUCUACCAUCGGGGAAUCCCCGGAGACCCGGAGCAGGAUGGCGUCAAGGGGACCUACUUCCCUCUGAGGAAGGGGAGUCAGGUGAGAUUGUAUCAGGACGCUCAUGUCAUCGACGGAAUGUUACCGGAGAUCGAUUUGGAUGACGGGAAGGUUUAUCGGCAGGAGAAAUGUUGGGAGGAUAUAUGUUACGCCAUUUCGGAAGCUCACCAUAUGAUAUACAUUGUUGGGUGGUCUGUCUUUCACAAGGUGAAGCUGGUGAGGGAACCCACGAGGCCAUUGCCGAGAGGUGGAGAUCUGACACUUGGGGAUUUGCUGAAAUACAAAUCGGAAGAAGGUGUUCGAGUUUUACUGCUUGUCUGGGAUGACAAGACUUCUCAUGACAAGUUCGGAAUUAGUACAGCAGGAGUUAUGCAGACCCAUGAUGAAGAGACUAGGAAGUUCUUCAAGCAUUCUUCUGUGAUUUGUGUAUUGUCUCCCCGCUACGCUAGCAGCAAGCUUGGGUUGUUCAAACAACAGGUUGUUGGCACUCUUUUCACACACCAUCAAAAGUGUGUUCUUGUGGACACUCAGGCUGCUGGCAAUAAUCGCAAGGUCACUGCUUUUAUAGGAGGUAUAGACCUAUGUGAUGGUCGCUAUGAUACACCUGAGCAUCGGCUAUUCCGUGAUCUUGACACUGUAUUUAAGGAUGAUUUUCACAAUCCUACAUUUCCAAAUGGUACCAAGGCUCCAAGACAACCUUGGCAUGAUUUGCACAGUAGAAUAGAUGGGCCUGCUGCAUAUGAUGUCCUCUUAAACUUUGAACAACGUUGGAGAAAGGCAACACGAUGGAAAGAGUUUAGCUUGCGUUUCAAGGGGAAAAGUCGUUGGCAAGAUGAUGCUCUGAUCCGGAUAGGACGCAUAUCAUGGAUUUUAAGUCCAGCGUUUUCGAUCCUGAAGGAUGGUACUUCAGUAGUUCCAAAGGACGACCCAUUAAUUUGGGUUUCCAAAGAAGAUAAUCCUGAGAAUUGGCAUGUUCAGAUAUUCCGUUCUAUUGAUUCAGGAUCAGUGAAAGGGUUCCCGAAUUAUCCUGAUGAGGCUGAGGCCCUGAAUCUCGUCUGUGCCAAACGUCUGGUAGUGGAUAAAAGCAUUCAAACUGCAUACAUCCAAGCAAUCAGAUCUGCUCAGCAUUUCAUAUAUAUUGAGAAUCAGUAUUUCCUGGGUUCUUCAUACGCUUGGCCAUCUUAUAAAGAUGCAGGAGCUGAUAAUCUUAUUCCUAUGGAGUUGGCACUAAAGAUUGCUAGUAAGAUCAGAGCUAGGGAAAGAUUUGCAGUGUAUGUCGUUAUACCGUUGUGGCCUGAAGGUGAUCCAAAAUCUGGCCCUGUACAGGAAAUUCUAUACUGGCAGAGCCAGACAAUGCAAAUGAUGUAUGAUGUUAUAGCACGGGAGCUGAAGUCGAUGCAGAUUUCAGAUGCUCAUCCUCUGGAUUACCUCAACUUUUACUGCCUUGGUAAACGUGAGCAACUUCCAGAUAACAUGACUAAUGGCAACGGCAACGGCAAUGGCAAUUCGGUCCCGGAUUCAUUUAAGUUCCAGCGGUUCAUGAUUUACGUGCACGCGAAAGGGAUGAUAGUAGAUGAUGAGUAUGUAAUCAUCGGAUCUGCCAAUAUUAACCAAAGAUCAUUGGCUGGCACAAAAGACACGGAAAUAGCAAUGGGCGCAUAUCAACCCCAUCAGACAUGGUCUAGCAAGGGGAAACAUCCACGUGGCCAGGUAUACGGGUACAGAAUGUCGUUAUGGGCGGAGCAUAUGGGUGUGACGGGUAACCAUUUCGUGGAGGCAGGGGAAGUGGAAUGCGUAAAAUCGGUUAACCGUAUCGCGGAAGACAACUGGAGGAAAUUCAUAUCACCGGAAUUCACGGAGCUGCAAGGUCACCUUAUCAAAUACCCUCUACUAGUCGAUUCCGACGGUAAGGUCAGCCCUCUUCCCGACUACGAGAACUUCCCCGAUGUCGGUGGUAAGAUCAUCGGAGCUCACUCCAUGACUCUUCCCGACACCUUAACGACUUAAAAAGUCCGAAUGUUUCCAUGAAAUCUUAUUUACCAGCGACAGGGACAGUGUGAUAGUUCUCGUUUUGUACAUUCUUUUGGAUUGUUAUGUGUAAUUUUACCUAUAAAUUCGUUGUGCCAACUUUGAAUAUUGUCGUCAGGAUUUGUAAGAUGUAAAGAAACUAUUGUGGGGUUGAUUUGUGUAAGGCAAAUAAAAUAAUGCAACCGGGUGAUCCAAUGUUUCUUA
Tarenaya hassleriana is the source of this 2973-nucleotide messenger RNA. RefSeq names its product phospholipase D delta-like. Gene Ontology annotation, molecular function: D-type glycerophospholipase activity; calcium ion binding. The coding region runs from base 160 to 2748 and encodes 862 amino acids. Gene Ontology annotation, biological process: phosphatidylcholine metabolic process; phospholipid catabolic process. NCBI's taxonomy places the organism in Eukaryota, Viridiplantae, Streptophyta, Magnoliopsida, Brassicales, Cleomaceae. The transcript is spliced from 11 exons. The record is from RefSeq and is a predicted model, not a curated record. Gene Ontology annotation, cellular component: plasma membrane.